AUGGUGAAUCUGCUCUCAGGAGGUGCAGAUGCUUCCGUUAACUUAUGGGAUUUGGAUAGUCGUGGAGCAAACUUAAGUCAUCUUCAUAGAUCCACUGCAUCCCUUUCCAGAUCCACAAACACAGAGGCACACACUCGUAUGUUGACAUCGAUGUCAGUAUAUCCCUUCGAUCCCACCCCAUCGACAAUCUUGACUACUUCUCACGACACGACUCUUAAAAUUUCUUCACUCGGUCAAUCAGAAAUUACGCCAGUUCACACUUUCACUCUCAAUCGCAUACCAUACUCUCAUUCCUUGUCAUCUAACCCGGCAAAUCACCUUAUCAUUGGUGUUGGAACAUCUGAUAAGGCCGUUCGAUUGCUCGACCUUCGCUCCGGACACUCCAUCCACUCUUUACCUGGACACACAGGCGCGGUUUUAUCUGUUGAAUGGGCCCCCCAUAAUGGGCAUCUCAUUGCAUCUGCUUCAAAAGAUAAUCGUUGUCUAAUAUUUGACAUUCGCCGUGGCAGUCGAAAGUCUGCCGUCGCCUCAUUAGAUAUGGAUGAUGCCAUCGGAGUUGUCGCACCCCGCACUGCCCCGCGUACGUUCGAAGCUCGCGAUCCCUUCACAAAGGAUUCUCGUGCUCACAAUGGCGCCGUUACUGGCAUACGCUGGAGUCCACUUGGCAACUACAUUAUCACCUCUGGCCAAGAUUCCCGCUUACGCGUCUGGGAUGCAAACACUGGCGCAAAUACGCUCAUGCAUUUUGGUCCAAGGAUCCGCAAUAGCGCAUCGCUGCACUUAGUUGAACGUGCACCUCUCAUUAUUCCCGACCACGACCUUACCUUCCCAGAGACUGGGCCUAUUUUCAUCUGGCCAAACUAUUCUGACCCUGACGACCGCGGCGAGAUAUUCUUUUUCGGCCUCCGUGGGGAGGGUGAGCAUAUCCUGCAUCUAAAGGUGCCCGGCGUACCGUCACGCGAGAGAAUGCGUGCCAUUGGUAAACCUUCGGCUCUAACUGCGGCGCGCAUAAAUGCACUCGCCUGGCGAGGAAACGGUGGAUCUGGGGAGGGGUUGGAGUUGUUUUCGGCGCACGGAGAUGGGAAAAUACGUUGUUGGGCUUCGAGAGUGGAGGAGGAAGAUGAGGAAGAAGAGGAGGAACAAGAAAAUGAAGAGGAGGAUAGAAAAAGGAAGCGAGAGGUCCUUGAGGAUAUAUAUAGAGAGCUGAUGCAACCAGGGGUGCGAUUUACCUGA
Ophidiomyces ophidiicola is the source of this 1233-nucleotide messenger RNA. RefSeq lists its product as uncharacterized. Gene Ontology annotation, cellular component: Cul4A-RING E3 ubiquitin ligase complex; nucleotide-excision repair complex. Gene Ontology annotation, biological process: proteasome-mediated ubiquitin-dependent protein catabolic process; protein polyubiquitination; transcription-coupled nucleotide-excision repair. Lineage: Eukaryota; Fungi; Ascomycota; Eurotiomycetes; Onygenales; Onygenaceae. Gene Ontology annotation, molecular function: protein binding. The record is from RefSeq and is a predicted model, not a curated record. The transcript has 3 exons. The coding region runs from base 1 to 1233 and encodes 410 amino acids.